This is a messenger RNA of Ostrinia furnacalis (Asian corn borer), 3546 nucleotides long. RefSeq names its product AMP deaminase 2. The record is from RefSeq and is a predicted model, not a curated record. Bases 55 to 2364 code for a protein of 769 amino acids. Lineage: Eukaryota; Metazoa; Arthropoda; Insecta; Lepidoptera; Crambidae. Gene Ontology annotation, molecular function: AMP deaminase activity. Gene Ontology annotation, cellular component: cytosol. The transcript is spliced from 17 exons. Gene Ontology annotation, biological process: IMP salvage; AMP metabolic process.
GUUUAGCAGUCAGUAGCUACGCGUACUGCCGCGUGGUCGGAGGUGUCGUGCGUCAUGGCGGCCGGCUUCGUGGGCUCCACCAAGAGUUUCCCUUUCUCCUUCGAUGUGGACGUGGAGGAGGAGCUGGAGGACCAGGGAAGAGCUGUCACCCCGCACCUAAGCAAGAGAAUAGGCAGCGAGAGCCCCACCAGCGCGGUGGGGGCGGAGGCGCCGCGGGAGCUGCCCAACGAGCUGUCGGCGCCCUACGAGGUGCCGCAGUUCCCCAUCGAGCAGAUCGAGAAGAAGCUCCUCAUCCAGAGGCAGCUCAAUGUCAAAGCGGCAGAAUGCGGGCAGUCAGUCCGGUCCUUUGCCGGCAGCGAGGCGGGGGGCGGAGUGCUGGAAGAGGCGGCACGGCUGCGGGUGCCGGAUGAUGACGAGCAGGAGACCAUACUCCCGCAUUUCCAGAGGGUGGCCAUUAGCGGGGAGGACACAUCUGGGGUGCCCUUAGAAGACUUGCAGCAAGCGUCAUCAUACCUGGUGCAGGCGCUGGAAAUCCGCAAGAGGUACAUGGAGAUGUCUCAGCAGAGCUUCUACGCGAUCACGGCGAGGUUCGUCCGCAGCAUGGAUGCGGAUGCGCCCGCCAACCACGCGCCCAUCUACAAGGUCACCAAGAGCCAUAUAGCAGAUCACAUGGUCCAUCCACCCUUCAAGGACGGUAAGGAUCCUUGGGAGGGCCCCACGCCCCCUGCGAAGGGCUAUACCAUCAAAGUGGACCAUGGGGUGUUCAACCUGUACAAGAAGGGCGAGGAUGGCCAGGAGUCCAGGGUGCCCUACGAGUACAUCACCCUGCAGCAGUAUAUCCAGGAUAAGAUUACCAUGUGCAACAUGAUCUCAGAUGGACCAUUGAAAUCAUUCUGUUACCGUCGUCUUAGUUACCUGUCCUCGAAAUUCCAGUUGCAUGUUCUGCUCAAUGAAUUGAGAGAACUUGCCUCUCAGAAGGCAGUACCUCAUCGAGAUUUCUAUAACAUCAGGAAAGUGGAUACGCACAUACACGCAGCAUCUUGUAUGAAUCAAAAACAUCUGCUACGAUUUAUCAAGAAGACUCUGAAGAAGCACGCCGAUGAGGUGGUGACCCUGCACAAAGGCACGCCCAUGACCCUGAAGGCGGUGUUCCAGUCAAUGAACCUCAGCACUUAUGAUCUGACUGUAGAUAUGCUGGACGUGCACGCGGACCGCAACACGUUCCACCGCUUCGACAAGUUCAACGCGAAGUACAACCCCAUCGGCGAGAGCCGGCUGCGCGAGGUGUUCCUCAAGACCGACAACUACAUGAACGGGAAGUACUUCGCUAGGAUCAUCAAGGAAGUGGCAUCAGACUUGGAAGAGAGCAAGUACCAGAACGCAGAGCUGCGGCUGUCCAUCUACGGCAAGAGCCCGGGCGAGUGGGCCAAGCUGGCCAAGUGGGCCAUCCAGUACGACGUGCACUCCAACAACGUGCGCUGGCUCAUCCAGAUACCGCGUCUCUAUGAUAUCUUCAAGUCGAACAAGAUAAUGUCGAACUUCCAAGAGUUCCUCAGCAACAUCUUCCAGCCGCUGUUCGAGGUCACCAACGACCCCAACAGCAACAUUGAGCUGCACAAGUUCCUCACGCACGUGGUCGGGUUCGACAGCGUGGACGACGAGUCUAAGCCCGAGAACCCGAUGCUGGAUCUAGAGGCGCGCGCGCCGGCGCAGUGGGACGACGACGAGAACCCGCCCUACGCGUACUACCUCUACUACAUGUACGCCAACAUGACCGUGCUCAACCACUUCCGCAAGGAGCAAGGACUGAACACGUUCGUGCUGCGGCCCCACUGCGGCGAGGCGGGCCCGGUGCAGCACCUGGUGUGCGGCUUCAUGCUGGCCGAGAACAUCUCGCACGGCCUGCUGCUGCGCAAGGUGCCUGUGCUGCAGUACUUGUACUACCUGGCACAGAUCUCGAUCGCGAUGUCGCCGCUCAGCAACAACUCGCUGUUCCUGAACUACCACCGCAACCCGCUGCCCGAGUUCCUGGCUAGAGGGCUCUGCAUCACGCUCAGUACCGACGACCCGCUGCAAUUCCACUUCACUAAGGAACCGCUGAUGGAAGAGUACAGUAUCGCGGCUCAAGUGUGGAAGCUGAGCUCGUGCGACAUGUGCGAGCUGGCUCGCAACUCAGUGCUGAUGUCAGGCUUCCCGCACGAGAUGAAGCAGUACUGGCUGGGCCCCAACUACAUGAAGGAGGGCGUGGCCGGCAACGACAUCACGCGCACCAACGUGCCCGACAUCCGCGUCUCCUUCCGCUACGAGACGCUGCUCGACGAGCUCACCAACAUCUUCAAGGAAGGAAUGUCGUCGCGCACGUAAAUACAUCCAUACGCUGAACAAUGGAUGAAUCGACGACCAUACGGCUUAAACUUAAACUUUAUUAACCAAUGUGUGUAUAUCUGUAAUCAAAUUUUUAUAAAAAUAAAAUUAAAAAAUGAAAUUAAAAAAAUAUCUAUAGGGCUGCAUUUGCCCCAAUUAAAAUAUAAGCAUAGAAAUAGACAUUCCGAAUGUGAUAAUUGUGAAAAUGAAAGAUUGAAAGUGCCAUUUCAUUGAAUCUGUGUUAAUUGCUUCUCCUAAAUACACAUUGUGCUUACCUUUCGAAUGAUUACCCUAUUAAGUCGUUUUCAUGUAGAUAAAGGUGCUACCUAUGUCCUAAGCCUUAACAUCCUUAAAAGUCCUGUAAAAUACUAAAAAUGAGUAUUUAUUAAGUUUAUAAUCAUGUUGAUUUAGAUUAAGAGCAUCCAAUUCCUCAUACAGAAGUGAGGGUUUAUAGUUGUUUUAUAUUUUUGUAAUCAAGAUCAUUGUUGUUAACUUAGUCGUCUUUCUGAUCGUUAGCUUCGACCACUUUUACAAAUUCUGCUACUGGCGUAAUUGUGUCUAUUUCUUGUAAUUAUAAUUUGUUAUGAGCUAAUGAUUUAAAAGUCUAAUGAGCAUUAUCAAGCGUUAAGAAAUCUUUAUUGAAUCCUCUGGAAGGUUUUUUCCAUUUUUAUUUCUUACGCUCGAAAUUAUUAAUUACGCUUUCGUGGUUGUAAUGUUUGCUUACGUUGUGGUUGCUUAUGUGUUAACUUUGUAAAUGUGUUAUUGUUUAUUUUUUACAAGAGAAUCUAUUGUCUUUUAUGAAAUGUUUGCUUCAUUGAAUGUAAUCCAUGACCUUUUCCUUAUUCAUAUUUUAAUGAAAUUUCGUAACAGUAAGUUCUGAACUAAUUAAUCGACUUACAUACCUACGGUCCGCACCAAUAGACUUUGCCCAACAUAUAACCGACAAAUAUACAUAAUUUCCUGUGUUACAAAACGAAAUAAUUGACACUAAAAAUAUUCUCAAAGUCUAUUUGCGCGAACUUUACAACUUUGUACUUAAUAGUAGUUUCCUUGAAUUCAUUAAUUGGAAUCACUUAGGUCUUUACGACAGAUGUUUUUAAAAAUCUUUUCAAAUAGAAAUUUACAAAUACGAACUGAAUGUUAAUAAUCAUGUUGUUGGAAAUAAAAUUGCUCAUAUACAAU